UGUUUUUUAAUUUGCCCCCGAAACUGUAGCUGCGAUCAGAGGCAGACAAAGAAGACGGAGCGACCUCUCCUUCGGAGCUCCUUCCCCGGUCUUUUCAUUUAAAAACCGCAAAAAAGCAGACCCUGAACUUUAUAGCAACAACCGAAGGCGAAAAAAAGCAGGCGGCGGAUGGGAACGAGCGGCGUCUCGGUGCGGGGAGAGGGACGGACGGCUGUGCCUUUCUGGUGGAAAUAUAUGUCUUAUCCUACCACAUCCCCGCUGAAUUUCCUUCGGAUCCUGGCAGAAGACGCUGGAGCCGCGAUGGACAAUGCCUAAUCUGGAUUAUAAAUCCCAAUCCACACGGAUGAUCUAAGGGGGCAUUUGAAGUUCGUGUUCUGUUCAUAUUUCGCUUGUUUGGCCGAGGAAAUUGGGGGCUUGGCUGCCCCUGACUUUGGAUAAAGAUGGCCAAGUGGUUUAAAGAUUAUCUGAGUUUUGGGAGCAGGAGGUCUCCCCCACAGCCCCCCAAACCAGAUUACACCGAGAGUGAGAUCUUAAAGGCGUAUCGUGCACAGAAGAGUUUAGACUUCGAAGAUCCGUACGAAGACGGGGAAGGCAAAGCCGAUCCAGAUCCUGGAGGAUCGCCUAAUAAGGGGUCCGUCUGCGGUGGCAAUUUGGAAGGAAAAUACGGGUCCCCCAAACACCGGCUGAUCAAAGUGGACGCCUCCGAUCUUAACCGGAGCAAAGCUCUCCUGGCCAGUGCUGCCGAAGAAGCAGCCGCCCCGUUAGAGAAGGUUACAGCUCCUCAGGGAGAGGCAAGUACUGGAAGAUGUCAAAAAAGUCAAGAUGGCAUGAAAAAAGGGGUCGGGCUUCCAUUGCACAGUCGUGGCUGCCAUCUUGACUUUUUUCACACACACCCACCCCCCAUGGAUGCCCUGCUUGGAGCAAAACGCCAUUAUACUUAGGUAUGUGUGAAGCAAAGCUGUACAAAAUGGAA
This is a messenger RNA of Python bivittatus (Burmese python), 973 nucleotides long. The record is from RefSeq and is a predicted model, not a curated record. NCBI's taxonomy places the organism in Eukaryota, Metazoa, Chordata, Lepidosauria, Squamata, Pythonidae.